This is a messenger RNA of Melanotaenia boesemani (Boeseman's rainbowfish), 2596 nucleotides long. RefSeq lists its product as uncharacterized. The transcript has 8 exons. NCBI's taxonomy places the organism in Eukaryota, Metazoa, Chordata, Actinopteri, Atheriniformes, Melanotaeniidae. The record is from RefSeq and is a predicted model, not a curated record. Gene Ontology annotation, molecular function: S-adenosylmethionine-dependent methyltransferase activity. Bases 79 to 981 code for a protein of 300 amino acids.
ACAUGUCUUCAGUGCUGCAGAACCGAGCAGCACGUGACUGACCUGCAGCCAGCUUUCUGCUGGUUAUACUGGUGGAAGAUGAACUUUAAUGAAGGGAAGAUGGAGCUGCAGCAGCUGCUGAGCAGAGUGAGUCUGCCUGAGCUGCCGAAGCUGCUGGACUGGAUGAAAAACUCGGAUGAGCUGGAUGACCUGCUGGUGGACAACAACAGGGUGAUCCUGCAGAGCAUUGCAGACGACCUGAGAGCCAGGCUCCCUCUGGACGCCAUGCUGCCCUCUGAGGCCACCGUCCACCACAAGAUGCAGCAGCGGGUGCGGCCAACAGUUCACGUGGACAGCUUCUUGUACAGCGACGAGCAGGUGGACGCUCUGUGUUCAGAGGGGACCAUGAGCAGGACCUACUGUCUGAGCUGUGGAUCCUUCAAGACAGCACCAUUGGACUUCAUUUCUCACUCCUUCUCAGUGCCAGAGCUUCAGUUCCUCUUCCAGAACGUUCUUCCUGAUCUGAGUGGCCGGACACUGGUGGAUGUUGGCUCUAGACUGGGAGCUGUGUUGUAUGGGGGUUAUGUGUACAGCUCAGCCUCUCAGCUCCUUGGCCUGGAGCUCAACGAGGAGUUCGUCAGGCUGCAGAACGAGAUGCUGCACAAAUACAGUAUGACCGACAGAGUUCAGGUGCUCCAUGCUGACGUAUGCACGCAGGAUGCUUUGCUACAUAGCGCUGAUGUUCUGGUCAUGAACAACGUCUUUGAAUACUUUAUGGAGCCCAGCGAGCAAGUCAGAGCAUGGAAAUUCAUCAUGCAGACCUUCAGGAGAAGAGGAUCUCUGCUGGUCACUGUUCCCAGUCUGCAGGACAGCCUGAACACUCUGCAGGUGCCUCUGCAGCAUGGCUGGGUAGAGGAGCUUCCUGUGGACUAUAACAUUUACCUGGGCACAGAUGCAGACCCCGAAGCGCUCAGGCAGAUCCACCUGUACAGGGUGAUGUGACCAUGGACUGAUUGACUUGUACAGGGUCACGUGACUGAGCCACCUGAAAAGAACUUUGUUUUUAUUACCCGGGUAAAUUAAUGUGUGGUUGUGAAUCGGAACUGGCUCUGAUGAGAACAUAUGGUUGAAGGGGUGACAUCUUAAAUCUGUGUUGAGGAAUCAACAGAGGCACAACCAGCUCGUUUCAGUACUAGUCAAAGCACAGCUGUUGAUCCUCCAGAGCCUAAAGUUUCUGUUUACACAACAGGACAUGCAGGCGUCAACCUGAUCAGCUGUUCAGAUAAAAUAUUCUGUAUGAACCCUUUGGCUGAGAUAAAGAAAAAAACAACAACAAAAAAACAACUGUUUAUCAAGUCAACGUUAAGGACUCGACUCUUAGUUUAUUUCCAUUUGGGAUCAGACAGGAAGUGAGGAGGAAGAUUCCACCAGUGAGUUUGUUGAUUUUUUACGGAACGUUGUUAAACCCACAGUUCUGUAGAAGUGGUUGCACAGUCAACAUACUGUUGGAAAUCAGACUUUCUUUUGUUCUCAGCUUGUGAAGCUUAAAAUUUCCAGCAGGAAAAAUCACGUGUGUGUGUGAGAAGCAUAAACUGUGUUGUAGGUGGUUUAAAAUAUGGCAAAACGGACAGUAAUUUAGAUGUAAACUUCAGGACCUUGUGGACUCGUGCAGCUGGUGUAACACUGAUGAGUCUUGUUCAGUGGACGGUGAGGAGCAACAUGUUUUAGAAAAAGCUUUAGAAUUAAAUGUUUUGUGCAGCUGUUGUUAAAUCUGGACAAACUGGUGAAGGCUGUGGCUGGGUUAUGUUUCACACUGAGGUUAUUUACGGAAAUCUGUUAACAGAAUUUCCGCUGUUUGGUUAUGUUAAGCUGGAUUUUUCUGCUCUCAGGAACAACACUGGUGAAAAUUUGAAUGAUGACAUUUCUACAGAAUUUAUGGGGUGAUCAUAAAGGAAAGAGCAAAGCCUGAAGAACUCCAAAAGGUUUGGGUACAAGUCAGAUACGAGUAAUUCUGAUCAAAAAUUCCAACAAUCCAAAUAAAUUUCUACAAAUGGAGAAUCUCUUUCUUCACACGAUGUCUUCCUGACGGUGUUGUCCGCCAAAAAUAAAGAACUUUUCUGUAGUUAACAAUCAACAGCGAACUGCAAAGCUUCAUAAAUAAGUCAACGAUUCUUUAGAUUUAGUUCACCUGAGGGAAAUGAUCAGAAGUCCAUAAGCAGCAGGACCCGGUUCAAAGACCAGUGUCAGGAAAGUGAAAACUACGGUUUUUUUACCGCGGGUGUGAAGCUUUAGUGGAUAUAUUUACUUGGUCUUGUUUAGUUUACAGCCAUUCAGCUUCUUGAUCAAGCUUGAACUGACCAGAUUUCUUUGGACUGGCACAAACUGGUCUGGUGUGGUUUAAUCUGAUAUGUGUUUCACAAGGUCACGCUGUUGUCAAGAACAUAUUUCUCAUAUCUAUUUUUCUCUUUUCUAAAUGAAGUGAAAUGAUUCAGGACUUGCAAACCUAGAAUUUAAUCAUUUUAGAGGGAAUUAAAAAAAAAAGGCUUUGUGAUAUUUUGGAUUAGCUUUUUCACAGCUUUUUUUAUGUUUCUGGGAUCAAUAAAACAAUUUCCUUCAA